GCAAACCUAGGAACCCACGACGAAACGAGGCGCUUGGGUUCAGGACGAACCCAGCUCCUGGGCUCGCUUGGAGGUAAUAGAAAAGAAAAACAAAAAGAAAAAAAAAAAACGCAAAAAGGAAAGGAUGGGGGAAGAAGAUUCCGAGGUUCGCGAUGAACCCAGGCUCUUAGGUUUGAGACAUGGGUUUCUUGUGCAUGUUGUAAAAAGAAAAGAAAUGGUGGGACAGGUUGUUGAAGUAGGAAGGGAAGCCUCUUGUGUUCCUGAAGAGGAUGAGAAUAGUGUUCACCAUUGAUUGUAUAUAUUAUGUGUGUUUGUUUCUUCUUUAAGUUGUAUAUUGUAAAGAAAGCAGAAAAGUGAUGGUGGGACAAGUUGUUGAAGCAGGAAGGGAAGCCUCUUGUGUUCCUGAAGAGGAUGAGAAUGGUAUUCACAAUUGAUUGUAUAUAUUGUGUGUGUUUGUUUGUUCUUUAAGCUGUUGAUUGUAUCUCAUGAGCCAACAAAACCUAUUUAGCUUCUUUGCAGGAAGAAACUGUUAGAAACAAU
Rubroshorea leprosula is the source of this 540-nucleotide messenger RNA. The record is from the annotation of a GenBank genome assembly. Lineage: Eukaryota; Viridiplantae; Streptophyta; Magnoliopsida; Malvales; Dipterocarpaceae.